This is a messenger RNA of Paramecium sonneborni, 912 nucleotides long. The record is from the annotation of a GenBank genome assembly. NCBI's taxonomy places the organism in Eukaryota, Ciliophora, Oligohymenophorea, Peniculida, Parameciidae.
CUUUAUGUAUUCUGUUAAUAUUUAUUAAUUAUAUGGCUUAAACCUUUAUUCAAUAGGAUUAGAAAUAAAUAAUGCAUAAUGCAAUGAGACAACCUUAUCAAAAAAUAGGAAAUGAUAUUAGAGAAAAAGUGAUAUACGACAUAGUUUUCUAAGAAAAUUCGAUAAAGCAAGUAUACUUUGAAUUUGAUAAAUUAGACGGCGUUAAAAUAUGGAUUGAAGUAUUCAACAGCAAAUGGGAUUGUAUAGACUUAUCAAUAAUAAGGAAGGUGUAUGAAAAAAGAUAAGAGAAAUAAGAAAUAAUAUUUUAAGAGAAACAAAAUUCUUGUCAUAAUUGACAUCUAAACGGGUGAUAUCAAUCUAUAUUAAUAAUAAACAACAUCUAAUGUAUUAAUAAUUGAAUCAUCCAUUAAUCCAAACAAUUAAGGUAAUUUCAAAUAGCAAGAUUAAUUUCGUCAUUCAAAAGAGUGUACUGAUUAAUUCAUCCAUCAAGACAUUGAAUCAAUCUCAAAUAAUUUGAUAUUCUGGAUGAAAAAGAAAAUGAAAUUUGGAAAUAACAUAAAUGAUGUUUCAUUUUAUAAUUUCAAAACUCAAAAAAGAAUAACAAAAAGCAAAAGCAUACUAACUUUAAAAGAGAGUCAGCCAUUAUAGAAAUUAAAUAAAGAGAUUAAAUGUGAAGAAUAACAUAAUAAAAAUAGAUCUGAAUAUAACAAUUUUGAGAAAUAGGCUAAGAGCAUAUAAUAAGAAUAGGAUAAUAAUUAGGAGUAAUCUGAUUCAAUGAGGAGUUAAAGCUCUGAAAGUUAUUGUAACGAGUCUCAUAUUUUUGAUUAGGAUAAAAAAUAUUCAAUCGAAAUAUAGUUAGAUAAUAUAAUUAAGUUAUGGAAAUAGUAAAUAUUUUUGAUGUCAUAAAAGUGA